AUGAUCGAUACAUUGCCUACCGCUGUGGAAUUCACCGUUCAUCCAUAUUGGUACGGAGAAGGCUGCGUCUUUGUCAGAGACGUCUUGCAGUCUACUUGGCUUCCUACCAGGGAGCUAGUCACCCACGACAACAAGAGAGUGUACUUCAAUUGGGCUCCUGGGGAGUUUGAGUUUUUUAUGCUGCAGAAGUACUAUGCUUUCGACAACUUUGGAUCAAAGUGCAUUGCCCAGAGCAUCUAUUUCAACAAGCUCCGGGAAUCCUUCCACGACAAGCUCCGUUGGCAGCAGCAUGUGGAGAACUGGAAGGAGAAGGUCCGGGAGAAAAGGAAGGUUGUUGAAAAGAAGCAGCUCAACGCUGUUGUCAACGACGUGAAGGAGAAGAAGGAGAGGAAGGAGAGGAAGGAGAAUCAGAAUAAGUCAGGCCAAGCUGCACAAAGACCUCCUCCUAAGCUGAUUCUCAAGGAGAUUUCGAAGGCUUACCACCAAAAGCCGUCAAAGCAAGUCAGGUUUGCUGUGACCAAUGAGGAAGCAGAACGUGCUGAACCAGCCGAUGCAACCUCAGUCCCCAAGAAGACCUCCAAGCUUUCUAAGAGAAGAAAGGCUCUCAAGAAUAAGAAGAAGAGAGAGGCAAAGAAGACUGCGAGAAAGGCGGCAGUUUCGCCUCUUGAGGGCCAGAAGGAGGACUACAAGGUCAGCAAGGCAUGA
Molecule: messenger RNA, 705 nt
Organism: Candidozyma duobushaemuli
Lineage: Eukaryota; Fungi; Ascomycota; Pichiomycetes; Serinales; Metschnikowiaceae
Exons: 1
Coding region: 1-705 (234 amino acids)
Source: RefSeq, a predicted model, not a curated record